Molecule: messenger RNA, 1001 nt
Organism: Phlebotomus argentipes
Lineage: Eukaryota; Metazoa; Arthropoda; Insecta; Diptera; Psychodidae
Product: gamma-interferon-inducible lysosomal thiol reductase-like
Exons: 4
Coding region: 103-816 (237 amino acids)
Molecular function (GO): oxidoreductase activity, acting on a sulfur group of donors, disulfide as acceptor
Source: RefSeq, a predicted model, not a curated record
ACUUUGGCGGAGAUGGUUUUGUAUUGUCAGAGGAACAGAAUGCAUAAACAAAAAUUCUAAUUAUUAAUUCAUCUCCUCUACACAGUUGUUCAGUGUGUUAAAAUGCAUCUGUCCGGUGCCACGCGGAUCCGGGUGUUGAUUAUAAUUGUGUGUAUUGUAAUAUUUUGGCUUCUGUUCAAGCAAUUUCUGGAGAAUCGAGCCCUCGAAGUGGACGAGAUUGUGAUAAAGCCCUCGGGAGCUCCUGUGGUCGUGGGCGUGUACUACGAAGCUCUCUGUCCAGAUUCUAAGCACUUCGUGGUGAAGCAAUUGAAGACAACGCAUGAUGCGGCUCCUCAGCUUAUAGAUAUUGACUUUAUUCCCUACGGGAAGGCUACCACGGAAGUUCGGCCGGACGGAUCCCUCGAGUUCAACUGCCAGCAUGGCCAGGUCGAGUGUGAGGCCAACAUCAUCCAUGCAUGCGUGGUGGACGUGAUUUCAGAUUCAGAUCUGCGUCUCAAAAUGGUGACGUGUAUGAUAAGGGAUAAUAUCGAGCCCAAGAACGCCUUCCACAGAUGCGCUAAGGAAAACAGCAUCGAUUCUGCUGAUAAGAUACAAAAGUGCUACAGUGGGCCUCAUGGGGCAGAGCUGCUGAAGACGCACGGCGAGAAGACGCACGCUCUUCGGCCCAGGAUGGACUUUGUGCCCACAGUGACGCUGGACGGUGGACAGUACAAGCAGGCGCUCAUCCUGAAGAAUCUUCUCAAGGAAGUGUGCAAGAUUGUCGCCGGACGAGGUCCUGUACCCGAUGUCUGUGCAGGUGAGAGUCUGACUGACUAAUAGAACAAUGUUUUUAGGAAAAAAAACGAGCUCGAUCAUGGACAGUGACGCAAAUUGGGGAUAUUUAUAUCAGCACUCAUUUGGAUUUUUACUCCACCUCAUCAUCCCAUGUGAACAAAAAUAAAUUACGUGUGUCAUUCCAUAGGGGAGAGAGAAUAAAGAAAUAUUGUGCAGAAACGUGAAAA